UUUAAUUAGUCUGAACUAUUUGCCGCUGUUAUUAACUGCCGAGAGCAAAAUAUGUCGUCGAAGCUAGUUUGGCGACGGCGCACUGCGGAGGGCUUCUAUCGUCCGGCGGGUCAGCUGCCGAGCGUGGCGGCGUUGGGCUUCUGUCGCCGCGCACGCUUCCUUGUGCGCCUAUCUCCUCCUCAGCCGUCCGAGAAGUGGAGGAGAAGAGGGCGCGAUGGCGUCGGCGUAUUCGAAAUCGGCAAUUUCGGCAUCGAUGUCUGCCAUGAGGGCUCUCGACGGGCAGAAGCGAAAGCCUUGCCGCCGUCAAAGACGCCCCACGCGUCGAAAAUGUAGAGGGUAAAGUCAAAGCUUUGCUUGAAAGAAUUGAAGAUGGAAAGGUCCGUGAGGAAAUUCAAAGUAUCUUUCUACAAAUGGGUUUUGAGGAGAUGCCGACAAAUAACUUUGUUGAAAGCAGCUUUUGGAAUUUCGAUGCUUUAUUCCAGCCACAACAGCAUCCUGCUCAUGAUUCACAUGAUCCUGGUUCUAGGAGAAACUUACCUGAAGAUUAUGUUGAGAGAGUCAAGCUUGUUCUUGAAUCUAGUGGAUAUGGAUCCAAAGGUGUGAUGCAUUUUUGCUGCUGCCCGAGCCGAGAGAUGAACGAUCAACCUGAGGAAAUUGAGCAAGAUCAGAGCACAAAGCCCUCCAUAAACCAUCAUACGAAACCGGCUCCCUUGUGCAACAGCUACCACCAUCAGAUCCAAGGAGUCCGCUGCAACCAGAAGCCAGCUUGUUGCUUCCAGUGUCAUCCUAAUCACCGAGCUCAGGUUUUCUUCUCCGUAAAUCCUGCACGCCAUCCUGGAACACAGAGCAGUGGCCGUCGACACUGUAGUCUUGGACCAUCCUCUGUAGCCAAUCAGGCUUCCUCCGAGUACCAAUGCCUCCCUACGGCACACACAUGAUGCACACAGGCCGGACAAAGUAGACUGUCUCAGAGCUGCCAACCCUGUGUAGUAAGGCAAGAGGACGGAAUCCAGGUGCAGGCUGGCAUGCAGAAUUCCUGAAACAGUCGAAGCUUCGAGCACUGCGUACUUGAUGUCGGUGGCAGCUCGAUUUCUGAAAGCCAGGGCUGAGACAUAGGCGAGCUGAAGGAGGGCGGGACCGACGUGUGUCAGAGGGAAUAUGGUGCCGAUCCUGCGCCCGUUUGCGAAGAUUAGGACGAGCAAAGGAAGCGCAAUCGGACCCGAAGGCAACAGGUAUCUUCUCUUCCACCUUCUUCCGUUGCUGACAUCCACGGUGCUCCGCCUGCAUCUGAGUUCAACGAGGGUGAAGACGGUGGCUGAGAGGAAGCACGAAACGGCGAAGAGCAGCACCGACAGGUCGACGGCGGGCGGGUAGUCUCCUUCGUAGGCGCUGUCGCAGAAGUAAUGGUAGGGGCAGUUGACCAGAUCGGUGGUUUCUUCCACCUGCCAUCUGGUGCACUUGAAGAACAGCUUCUCUGUGUUCUUCUUCAUGCUUCGUCCUCGAUGAGAAGGAUCAUCGGUCUUUGGGCGGUGUCUUCUUCUUGCUCUCAACUCCCUCUCCAGCCGCGGCGGUAGCUGGUGCGCCACCUACUCUGAUCCUCUCUCUCUCUCUGUGUUGGUUGAGGUAGAGCUUCGUAGCUUCUGGCAUAAGGAAACCAUAUGCCACGGUACGUAUUCACGGCUGAAGCUGAAACAGCAAGGGAUAUAUUGGCCGUGAACACGUCCAGAGGUCAAAGGAUGUUUGACUUAGUGAGGGACGAGAUAAUGCAGAGUUGCCUACAAGCCUGUUAAAAGUCGGAUCAAAAACAGGGUUUGGUGGGAAUCCAUCCAUGACUGGUUUCUUUAUAUCAUCUACGAUUCCUGCUUGUUAUUCUCGCUUCUAUCAGCGAUACUAUAACAGCAGGUUGUUCUCCACCAGCCACCACCACCUAAGGGCAGAAUUCAAGUAACCAGUCAACUUCUCUUGGUGGAAUGUCCUCCACCUCCUCACCCGGUGGAAUUCUACCCGUUUCCACCAUGAAAACAAAACAUGGAAGGUGGGAUACCAAUUGCCUUAGAUUGUAACCUAAGAACAUAUAUACCAAUUGCCUUAGAUUCUAAUCACUAGUAUUAUUUCUUCAUAGACUAAUCGUGUAUGAUUAGAGACUAAGCCUAUUAGUACUAAUGCAUUUGAACCUUUGUGAUACGAGGAGCAGAGUAACUUUUAAUGUCCAAUGAUGAUUGCUAGACAAGUGAAUUCUAGUAAUUCACAGUUGUUUAUGAAACCACUAAAGAAAGGUUCAGAAAGAAAUAUGGAAGCUAUUAAAACUAUUCUCGGAAAGUUUAGUGUGUAGAAAAAGGAAUGGUGAUACCAUUUUCUUUUCAGGACCAAAGCAUGCAUUUAACUAAUAAUAAGCCUUGUUGGAUAGCCAUUGUUAGGUACCAACUUGCUUGAAGAAUAUUUUCUAAUUAUCUCAUGUAGUUAAGUUUCGAGCAGUUGCAUCUGACACUUGCACUAUUUUUAAUUAUCUAAAAAAAUCUGCACUCAAUAUCAAACACUACAAUUAGUUGUGUAGUCACCAUCAAGAAUUGUCAACCAUGACAAGUACUAAGGAAUGACUUUGUGAUUUCAAAUAUACAGAGUAUUAGCAUCGAUCGAUAUAUCGAUGAAGUUGUCAAUAUGGUACAUAUCGAGCUUGAGUCGUAUCAAAUGUACCGACACAUAAUACUUGCCGUCGGUCAAUUAGCAUAUCAAGUUGGAUCAGUAAGAUGACCCUUGCAUAUAACAACUCAACACAUCAUCUUCUUAGUCUUUUUCCUUUUUUAUUUUAAGGUGGCUUCUUAUUCUGCAUGCACGAGCAGUAAUUGUGGAUGUUUACGGCAAUCAUCAUAUCAAUCACUUUUAAGGCUCUUUCAAUGAAUGUCAUUAUGCUCGGCUUAGUUUCCUGAUCUCCAAAAAGUUCUCUUAUGUAUUUGGGUUUUUUUUUGCUGGUGGAUAAUAUAAUUGUU
This is a messenger RNA of Musa acuminata AAA Group (dessert banana), 2987 nucleotides long. RefSeq lists its product as uncharacterized. Lineage: Eukaryota; Viridiplantae; Streptophyta; Magnoliopsida; Zingiberales; Musaceae. The coding region runs from base 411 to 938 and encodes 175 amino acids. The record is from RefSeq and is a predicted model, not a curated record. Gene Ontology annotation, biological process: phenylalanyl-tRNA aminoacylation. Gene Ontology annotation, cellular component: cytoplasm; cytosol; phenylalanine-tRNA ligase complex. Gene Ontology annotation, molecular function: phenylalanine-tRNA ligase activity; ATP binding; tRNA binding. The transcript is spliced from 7 exons.